Pygocentrus nattereri (red-bellied piranha) is the source of this 903-nucleotide messenger RNA. It is a transcript of the gene tnnt2d, whose product is annotated as troponin T2d, cardiac. The record is from RefSeq and is a predicted model, not a curated record. Bases 1 to 726 code for a protein of 241 amino acids. Gene Ontology annotation, molecular function: troponin C binding; troponin I binding; tropomyosin binding. Gene Ontology annotation, biological process: sarcomere organization; regulation of muscle contraction; cardiac muscle contraction. Gene Ontology annotation, cellular component: troponin complex. The transcript has 11 exons. Lineage: Eukaryota; Metazoa; Chordata; Actinopteri; Characiformes; Serrasalmidae.
AUGGCAGAUAAUGAAGAGUUUAUGGACGAGGAGGUUCAGGAAGAAGUAGAUGAUUCAAAAGCCAAACCUAAGUUUAUGACAAACAUUCAGGCACCAAAAAUUCCAGAGGGAGAAAAAGUAGACUUUGAUGACAUCCACCGUAAGCGUCAAGAGAAGGACCUGGCAGAGCUGGAGGCUCUGAUCGAGGCUCACUUCGUCCAGAGGAAGAAAGAGGAAGAGGAACUCAUCGCCCUGGUCAACAGGAUCGAGAAGCGUCGCACGGAGAGGGCCGAGCAGCAGAGGAUCCGAGCUGAGAGAGAAAAGGAGCGACAGGCCAGACUAGCGGAGGAGAAGGAGAGGAAGGAGCAGGAGGAACAGAGGAAGAAGCAGGAUGAAGACGCCAAGAAGAAGAAAGCUCUCACCAACAUGACCCACCAAUAUGGAGGCCUUCAACAGAGAACUGACGGCCGCAGAGGAGGCAAGAAACAGACAGAGAGGGAGAAGAAGAAGAAGAUUCUGGCGGACAGACGGAAGCCUCUGAAUAUUGACCAUCUCAGCGAGGAGAAGCUCAAGGAAAAGGCUAAUGAGCUGUGGCAGUGGAUGAUGGAGCUGGAAACGGAGAAGUUUGAUCUGUCUGAGAAGCUGAAACGCCAGAAGUAUGAUAUCACUCAGCUUCUUGUUCGGGUUCAGGACCACCAAAGUGCGAAGGGACGUGGCAAGGGCAAAGUGGGCGGCAGGCUGAGGUAGAAGUGCUGACCGCUACAAUAGGCAAAAGCUCAGAGAUGGAAAAGUUCUGGCUUUGUGCACAGUACAGCCUUUUGUGUUUUGUCCCAGUCAUUAAAGAUUAUGCAACUCUACGUGUGAGAAUUCGCUGUACAUUUCUGCUUGACGUUUUUUUCUCUGUCAUUUGACCUUAUGAAUAAA